Caenorhabditis sp. 36 PRJEB53466 is the source of this 536-nucleotide messenger RNA. The record is from the annotation of a GenBank genome assembly. NCBI's taxonomy places the organism in Eukaryota, Metazoa, Nematoda, Chromadorea, Rhabditida, Rhabditidae.
AUGUUAUCGAUUUCAUCGCUUCUCCUCUGCUUCCUCGUUCUGGUCCCUGACGCUCAGGCUCAUCUGCUGAGGGUCAAGGGGAAUCUGAAGUGUGCAGAGUUCCCGGCGGCGACCGUCUCCGUCAAACUAUCGAAGAACGCGGAAAGUGAGUAAAACUCUGUUCGAGUUCUAGAGCCAAGGCUCUCGUUUCAGAAGCCGUUGUCGCUGAGACGCACGCCGACAAACAGGGCAACUUCGAGCUCUCCGCGGAAACCAUCGAGAAGGACUACACCCCGUUUAUUGUCGUCUUCCACGACUGUGACGACGGUGUAAAGCCAGGACAGCGGAAGUUCAAGUUCCAGGUGCCCAAGUACUACGUCGGAUCGGGCAGCACCUUCGACUUGGGCUCGUUCAACUUGGAAACACGUCUGAAGCACAACGAGGAGAGACAGAAGCACGUGGACAGAAUCAGAAGGGGAUUCGAGAAGACGACGACGGCACGCAACGCAUUCGAAGGAAGAGACGAAGAGCCGGACGAGAGAAAUGAUCCGUGGUAG